Batrachochytrium dendrobatidis JAM81 is the source of this 3972-nucleotide messenger RNA. Its product is annotated as 5-oxoprolinase. NCBI's taxonomy places the organism in Eukaryota, Fungi, Chytridiomycota, Chytridiomycetes, Rhizophydiales. Gene Ontology annotation, molecular function: 5-oxoprolinase (ATP-hydrolyzing) activity. The coding region runs from base 1 to 3972 and encodes 1323 amino acids. The transcript is spliced from 15 exons. Gene Ontology annotation, biological process: glutathione metabolic process. Gene Ontology annotation, cellular component: cytosol. The record is from RefSeq and is a predicted model, not a curated record.
AUGGCUAUCAAUAAAACUCCUGGAAUACGUGUGUGUGUCGAUAGAGGAGGAACUUUUACCGACUGCAUUGCAUUUGUUCCGCAUACUAUUCAUCCGGACUCACCCGACUGCAAUCCUGCUCCUGGAUUUAGGCAGAUCGUUGUUAAACUUCUUUCUGUAGAUCCUACAAACUAUGAUGAUGCUCCUAGAGAGGGAAUUCGUCGUAUUUUAGAACUGGCUACUGGAAACCCACAUCCUCGUGGCACUCUCGUCGACACCUCGAAACUUGAACUUAUUCGUAUGGGAACUACUGUUGCAACAAACGCUUUGCUUGAGCGAAAAGGAGAAAGAACUGCUCUUUUGAUCACAAAAGGGUUUAAAGAUCUACUUCACAUUGGCAACCAGAGUCGUCCCAACAUCUUUGAUUUGUCCAUCAACGCCCCUAAUGUUUUGCACGAACGUGUUGUUGAGGUUGACGAGAGGGUUACUCUUGUCGGAUACUCUUCUGUUAAAUCUGGAAUGAAUGUAAGCAUACCUCCAAAUGACGCAUCUUAUGUGAAAGGUGUUACUGGGGAAUGGGUCCACAUUCUAAAAAAGCCAGAUAUGCAGAGUAUCAAAUCUGAAUUGCAAGCUAUUCUUGAUGACGGAAUUACAAGUGUUGCCAUCUGCCUGAUGCACUCGUUUACCUAUCCAAAUCACGAAAAACAACUUGGCGAGUUGUGUCAAUCACUUGGAUUCAAAAGUGUCACUAUUUCUUCUGCAACAAUGCCUAUGAUCAAAAUUGUUCCUCGUGGUACAUCAGCCUCUGCUGAUGCAUAUCUUACUCCUUGUAUCAAGAAGUAUAUUGCUAGCUUCUUUUCUGGUUUCGAUAGUGGCAUUCUCCCCACCACUGAUCGAUCAGCAUCUUCAGUACGUGUCGAGUUUAUGCAAAGCGAUGGUGGUCUAGUACAUGUCAAUGAUUUUAAUGGUUUUAGAGCAAUUCUAAGUGGUCCAGCUGGUGGUGUCGUUGGCUAUGCAAUGACUAGCUGGGACGAUCAGAACAGUAAAGCGGUGAUUGGGUUUGAUAUGGGAGGAACAAGCACAGAUGUAUCGCGGUAUGCUGGUAGAUACGAGCACGUUUAUGAAUCUACUACUGCUGGCGUUACAAUUCAGGCACCACAGCUUGAUAUCAACACUGUUGCAGCUGGAGGUGGUUCGCAGCUAUUUUUCCGAAAUGGCAUGUUUGUUGUUGGCCCAGAAAGUGCAAGUGCCGAUCCAGGUCCAACGUGCUAUCGCAAAAACGGUCCAUUAACCAUCACUGAUGCCAAUCUUAUACUUGGUCGUUUGGAACCAGAGUUUUUCCCAAAAAUAUUUGGAAAAUCUGAAAAGGAACCACUGGAUACAGCAGCGACCGAAAAGGCAUUUACUCAACUUUCAAAAACCAUUAAUGCGUUUCUCAAAAAAACACACAUCAGUGAUGGUCGCUCUGCAAAGUCAUUCGUUCCCAUGUCUUUAGACGAGAUUGCAUUUGGAUUUAUCAAGGUUGCCAAUGAGAGCAUGUGUCGUCCUAUUCGUGCAUUGACCGAGGGAAAAGGAUACAAUGCUUCCAACCAUAUUUUGGCUUGCUUUGGCGGAGCUGGAGGUCAACAUGCUUUUGCAAUUGCAAGAUCUCUUGGAAUCAAGAUGGUUUUGAUUCAUCGCCACUCGUCCAUUUUGUCUGCAUAUGGAUUGUCAUUGGCCGAUGUUGUUCAUGAAGUUCAAGAGCCAAGCGCAAUAGAUCUGUCUAAUGAGACUCUUGAUCAUAUCAAAAAGCGCGCUUCUUUUCUUGCGUCAGCGUGUACUCAAACGUUAAAGGAUCAAGGGUUUGAAGACUCGCAUAUUCAGAUACAAAUCUAUCUCAACCUUCGUUAUCAAGGAACAGACAAUGCCAUCAUGACUCCCAAGCCAUCUGCACAGGAUGACUGGAGUUUUAGUGACACUUUUGUGUCACAGUAUAUGCAGGAGUUUGGAUUCACUUUACCUGAUCGACAUAUUCAAGUAGACGAUAUUCGUGUGCGUGGUGUUGGCAAGAGUGCUGCCACUGGAUCUUCUGUCAACCACACACUUGUUCAUCGUGAGAUAAAGACGCUUGAACGAAAUCCUGCCAAUGUUGAAAAGGCAACAUCGACCAUGUCAUUCUGGGAAGGUCUUGGACGCGUUAAAACGCCAAUAUUCCAACUUUCACAUUUAUCAAAGGGCGAUGAAGUGACUGGGCCAGCAUUGAUAAUCGAUGCCACUGCUACAAUUGCCGUUGAACCUCAUUGCAAAGCCGUUGUGACUUCAGAGCAUGUUGUUGGAUUUAUUGAAGAGGCACCUGUAAUGAAAUCUAAUGACGAUGCGACCGUGGGCGAUACUAUUGUGCCGAUUGUUUGCGAUCCCAUUUUGUUAAGUGUGUUUGGACAUCGUUUUAUGAGUAUUGCCGAACAAAUGGGUCGCACGCUCCAAAAAACCUCCAUUUCAACAAAUAUUAAAGAGCGAUUGGAUUUCUCAUGUGCGCUGUUUGGACCUGAUGGUGGUCUUGUAGCAAAUGCACCCCACAUUCCUGUUCAUUUAGGAUCGAUGCAGGAGGCUGUUCGAUGGCAAAUGACACAUCUUAAGGGGCAGAUAAAUGACGGUGAUGUCUUGGUGACCAACCAUCCAACUUCUGGUGGAUCUCAUCUUCCAGAUAUUACUGUAAUUACUCCUGUGUUUGAAAAAGAAAAAAUUGCGUUGUUUGUUGCUAGUCGUGGUCAUCAUGCUGACAUUGGUGGCAUUCAGCCUGGAUCCAUGCCUCCAAACUCAUGCGAGUUGUAUCAGGAAGGUGCCGCCAUCAAAAGCUUCAAGCUUGUUCAAAAUGGUCAUUUUGACGAGGCAGGCAUUACCAAAAUCCUUCUUGAGGAUCCUGCUCAAUUCGAGGGAUGCAGUGGUACACGUGCUCUCCGUGAUAAUAUCUCAGACUUGAAAGCCCAAGUUGCUGCCAAUCACAAAGGCAUCACUCUUGUUUCAAGCCUAAUCAAGGAAUAUGGAAUUCAUAUUGUUCAAGCAUAUAUGGGUUUUAUCAGAGAGAAUGCCGAGCUUGCUGUGCGUAAUCUUUUUCGUACUACAGCCAAGCAGUAUGGCAAUGUGCUUGAAGCAGUCGAUUAUAUGGACAAUGGAUCUCCUAUUCAUUUGAAAAUUACUAUUGACUCACAAAGUGGAUCUGCUGUAUUUGAUUUCAAUGGCACGGGUGUUGAGGUAUAUGGAAAUAUCAAUGCUCCACGAUCUGUUACUUACAGUGCCAUCAUCUACUGUCUUCGAUGUCUGAUUAAUAUCGAUAUGCCGCUGAACCAAGGCGCGCUUGCACCUGUGAAUGUUGUCAUUCCAGAAGGAUGCAUGCUGAACCCAUUUGAAAGUGCAGCAGUGGUGGGCGGCAACGUGCUCACUUCCCAGCGAUUAUGCGAUGUGAUUCUCAAGGCGUUUCAAGCGUGUGCCGCUUCACAGGGAUGCUGCAACAACUUUACUUUUGGAAUGGGUGGAAAAAGUGAAAAGGGUAAAGUUGAAGAUGGGUUUGGGUACUACGAAACGAUUGCUGGCGGUGCAGGUGCAGGACCUACUUGGAAUGGACGAAGUGGUGUUCAUACUCACAUGACUAAUACUCGCAUUACCGAUCCCGAAAUUAUGGAGCGCAGAUACCCUGUAAUUUUGCAUCAAUUUGGACUUCGUAGUGGAUCUGGAGGCAACGGACUUUAUCAUGGCGGAGAUGGUAUCAUUCGUGAGAUUGAAUUUUUGGAAACACUGCAGGUGUCAAUACUUUCCGAGCGUAGAGUGUUUCGCCCAUACGGUUUAAAUGGGGGCGAGGAUGGUCAAGCUGCCAUAAAUAUACUUUUACGCGCUGGAAAAACCUUGAGUGAUGGAUCUCGGGAGUACCGUCAUCUUAACUUUGGCGGGAAAAACUCGACCAUAGUAAAGCGCGGCGAUCGAAUUCGUAUUUCCACUCCUGGCGGUGGAGGCAAGUAA